AUGCUGGGCGCCAUGACAGAGGCCUCUGUGGGCACGUAUGAAUCCCACCCGACUGCCGCACGAGAGGAUCUCACAGAGGUGGAGCAAAAGGAGCUCAAAUCUGAGCUCGCUAAAUUGGAGGCAGAAACAGCAACCCUACGCCAUGCUCUGGCAGCCAAAGAGAGACGCUGCGUGGAGCUUAAGAGGAAGCUGGGCCUUACGGCCUUGGUGGGGCUGAGGCAGAAUCUGUCCAAGAGCUGGCACGAUGUUCAGGUCUCCAACGCCUACAUGAAACAAAAGACGUCAGCUGCCCUGUCUACCAUGGGCUUUACCAUCUGCAGGAAGCUGGGAGACAUGAAGAAAUCGGCCACAUUCAGAUCCUUUGAAGGGUAG
Hippopotamus amphibius kiboko is the source of this 372-nucleotide messenger RNA. RefSeq names its product TPD52 like 3 (gene TPD52L3). The transcript is spliced from 2 exons. Lineage: Eukaryota; Metazoa; Chordata; Mammalia; Artiodactyla; Hippopotamidae. The coding region runs from base 1 to 372 and encodes 123 amino acids. The record is from RefSeq and is a predicted model, not a curated record. Gene Ontology annotation, cellular component: cytoplasm.